UGACUGCAUUGGUUUAGCUUACGACGCUGUCACGUGAUGAACGAAGGAGUCAAACCCGAAGACUCGAGAGGUGAACUAAUCAAUUCUCUUUCCGGCUCUGACUGCAUUGGUUUAGCUUACGACGCUGUCACGUGAUGAACGAAGGAGUCAAACCCGAAGACUCGAGAGGUGAACUAAUCAAUUCUCUUUCCGGCUCUGACUGCAUUGGUUUAGCUUACGACGCUGUCACGUGAUGAACGAAGGAGUCAAACCCGAAGGACUUGUCAGAUAAGAGGUGUGGUGAGCUAAUCAUAGACUAAAGACCCAGGUAAACAAUGAAUUAAUCUUUUCUGUUUCUUAUAGCAUUAUAGUUUUGUAUUGUUUGUAAUGUGAUCAACGUUUGCAUAAUGAACGAAAUGAACGAUAUGACUCGAAAAAAGAUUCGUUCAUUUUGCUGAACGAGACUCAAAGAUCCGAGUCAGUAAAAUGAUCCGAAUUCCCAUCACUAUUGCUGAACAGCUAGAUGAAGGCUACAGGAUUGGCAUUAGAAGGCACAAUGAAGAGGUCACAAAAAAUCGACACAUCCUGUCUAGAAUAAUAGACUGUGUAAAAUUUUGUGGCGCAUUUGAGCUGGCUUUGCGUGGCCACAAUGAGAGCGAGAGCUCAGAUAACCCCGGGAUAUUCCGUGGCUUGGUCGACUUUGUUGCUUCUCUUGAUGGAGUUUUGAAAGAGCACCUCGAGAAUGCCUCUGUGUUUAAGGGAACUUCGAAAACCGUGCAGAACGAGCUGUUGGACUGUAUGUUGUCUGUUAUGAGGGAACACAUAAUCCAAGAAGCACAAAACAGCGAUUUUCUAUCAAUCCAGGCCGACGAGACCACCGAUAUUGCCACACAGUGCCAACUUGUGCUUGUGCUGCGCUACAUUGAUGGCAAAAGCAACGUACAGGAGAGGUUUUUUGCUUUUAUUCAUCUGCAUUCAACUACAGCUGAUUCCAUCGCUACAGCACUAAAAGAGCAUCUUACUGUCAUCCUUCCAGAGGAUCAGAAGAGUAAACUCAUCUCCCAAGCGUAUGAUGGAGCCAGCGUGAUGAGAGGUGCCACUGCAGGUGUUCAAAGGAAGAUUCAAGAUGUGUACCCAAAUGCCCAUUACAUCCACUGCUAUGCUCAUCAGCUCAAUCUAAUAAUGCAAAAGGCCACUUCUCACAUACCCAAAGUUAGAAUUUUUUUUUCUAACCUUGGAGGAUUUGCCAGCUUUUUUUCAAGAUCACCCAAGCGCACAGAUGUUCUUGAUAAAGUAGUUGCCCAUAGACUACCAACAUCAAGCAGUGUUAGAUGGAACUUCCACAGCCGUGCCAUCAAUACAGUGUUUGAGCACAGAGAGGGCCUCAUUCGCUGUUUUGAAACUAUUCGAGACUCAGGUGACUUUGACCCUGUUACCACCAGAGAGGCAGGAGGCUUUGCCAUGCUGCUGGAGGAUCAGGAUUUUAAUUUUUUUCUGCAACUUUUCCACAACAUCAUGCCACACGUGGACAUCCUCUAUGCCAAACUCCAGAAGAAGGACAUAGAUUCAGUCCACAUUAAGGGGAGCAUCCAGCAGUUCCAGCAGGACAUACAGAAGAUCAGAAAUUCUCUCCAUUCUCUGGUUAACCAAAGCAGUGAAGGAGCUUCUCAACCAAAGAGGCGGCGGUUGCUUAGUCCAGACGUCCAUGAACGGAUUGCAACAGAGGUCUGUGACACCAUACUCCAACACACCAUGGAACGGUUCUGCUUCACAAGCCACCUCGUUAGUGCCACCCUGCUGCAAGCAGACAGGUUUGAACAGUACACAGUGGCGUUUCCUGAAGAUGCACUGAGUAGGACUUUGAAGGCCUAUCCAGUGCUCAAUGGGAGUAAGCUAAAGACAGAGCUUAGUCUCAUCUACUACAAGGAAGAGUUCAGAACCUGUUGUGGUGCUGUGGACCUACUGCAGCUGUUUAAGGAGAACAAUCUUGAAGAAGUCUUUUCAGAGACUGUCACUCUCCUAAAGAUCCUCAUCACCACACCCAUGACCACAGCAGAGGCUGAGAGGUGUUUCUCAACUUUGAAAAGAGUUAAGACUUUUCUGAGAAAUAGCAUGACCCAGGAGAGGCUAAAUGCAUUGGCCAUGCUGUCAAUGGAGAAGAGAAUGGUGACUGAGAUCAUUGACUUUAACCAGAAGGUCAUUGAGAAAUUUGCAAGUCAGAAAGAAAGGAGAGCAAAAUUUAUUUUCAAAUAGUGUUAAUGGCCAAUGAUUAGGUAACUAUAGUGUGUUGUGUUUUUUGAAUGAUUACCUUGAUUACUUCAUCACUGAUAAUAAACCCACAUUCAAUUCAAAUUCACUGAUUCAUAGUACAUUUAUUUGCAUGUAUUAACAUUGACUGUAAUAAUGAUACAUCACCUGAUUAAUGGCUAUUUAUAGUCCUGCAUUACUGACAGUUGUUGUUUGCGCCCCCCCAAAUAUUUUUAGCACCAGCCUCCACUGAUAAU
Molecule: messenger RNA, 2483 nt
Organism: Triplophysa rosa
Lineage: Eukaryota; Metazoa; Chordata; Actinopteri; Cypriniformes; Nemacheilidae
Product: zinc finger MYM-type protein 1-like
Exons: 3
Coding region: 466-2232 (588 amino acids)
Molecular function (GO): protein dimerization activity
Source: RefSeq, a predicted model, not a curated record